Messenger RNA from Diaporthe citri, 1599 nucleotides. RefSeq lists its product as uncharacterized. The coding region runs from base 1 to 1599 and encodes 532 amino acids. The transcript has 4 exons. The record is from RefSeq and is a predicted model, not a curated record. NCBI's taxonomy places the organism in Eukaryota, Fungi, Ascomycota, Sordariomycetes, Diaporthales, Diaporthaceae.
AUGUACCCUCCACAAUACUUUAGUGCGGCUGCUCUGGCCGUCGUCCUGUCGGGUGUCGUCACUGCGCAGAACUCCACAGCAUCGCUCCCUGUCCUUGACCUUGGAUAUGCACUUCAUCGUGCGGCGGCCUUCAAUGAAGCUGAAGGGUAUUACAACUCUUCCAACAUCCGCUAUGCCGCCCCUCCAGUUGUUGACCUUCGAUUCAGGGCACCGGAGCCUCCAGCAGCCGAUCGCUCUGUAAUUCAAGACGGCUCCGAAUCUCGCAUGUGCCCGCAGAACUACCCGCCAUGGAUGGCAUCCAUCGGCUGGGUCCCUGAGUACAUCCAAUCCGGGAUUGUCCCAAACGCCACGGCUGUAGCAGUCUCGUCCACGAACACCUCAUCAACGCCACCUCGGGAUCCGAUGCAGAACGAGGACUGCCUUUUCCUGGACGUGAUGGUUCCUGAGGCAGUCUUUGAAAAGGCAGGCCGGGGCUCCGGAGCUCCUGUUCUGGUUUGGAUUUACGGUGGUGGCUAUGCGGUGGGCUCCAAGACCAGCGGGUACGAUCCAAGAAAGCUUAUCCGCCGGAACGGCAAGGCCAACGCAGGACUCCAUGACCAGCGCCUGGCCCUGCAGUGGGUCCAGGACCACAUCCAUCUCUUUGGCGGAGACAAGAACCGAGUGACGGUCAUGGGCGAGUCAGCUAGUGGAGGCUCCAUUACCCAUCAUCUCACAGCUCACGGUGGCACCAAGCCCGCGCCCUUCCAGCAGGCCAUCAUCCAGUCUCCAGGAUGGACUCCCAUGCAAUCCCUGGCCACCCAGGAGCAGAGGAUACAUGACUUUUUGCGAUUUGCAAACGUCACUAGUAUAGCGGAGGCUCGUGAUUUGCCAACUGAACAGUUGAUGGCAGCGAACGACGCUCAGAUCUUUGCCUCGCCGUAUGGCAGCCAUGGGUUCGGGCCAUCCGUUGAUGGAGACUACGUCACCCAAGACCCGAAGGUGGCGCUGAGUCAAGGCCGAUUGGAUACCUCGGUGAGGAUCAUGGUUGGACAGAACUCGAAUGAGGGUCUUCUAUUCACCGCCCCCGUCACCAACGAUGCCCAAUAUCUGGACCUUAUCCGAGCCAAUUUUCCCACAGCUGGAGAGGACAAAAUCAGUCACCUUGCCAACGAUCUAUACCCCUCGGUAUAUGACGGCUCGAUGGGAUACGAAGACCAAAUGGAACGUGCUGCGCUGACCAUGGGCGAAGGAACAUUCUUCUGCAAUGCCUUUGCCCCGAACAGUGCGUACGGCAGCCACUCUUCCUACCUGUUUAACGUUUUCCCAGGCCUCCAUGCGCAGGACAUCGAGCACACCUUUUACAACCCGGACUUUGCCUAUCCAGGGCUUCCCCUGCUUACCAUGUGGGGGGACAAUGAGACGGUCGCGUACGUGAUGCAGGACUAUUUCACCAGCUUCGCGGCUCAUGGCAUCCCCGAGAGCUGGGAGGAUGGUCUCGGAGCUGUUCCCGCAUACGGCGGAAAUGCAACCUCGACUGUGUUGGGCAACGAGGGCAUUUUCAUGGGAUCUCAACCGGCUGCGAUUGAGAGAUGCGCGUGGUGGCAGAAAGCAUUUGCUUAG